AUGCCCAUGGCGAGGGCUAAUAGUGGCUGCUUUCGGGUCACGGACUUCUUUCCAUCGCGGAAACGUGUUGCCACCUCGCAACAGGAUGAAUAUUGCGGGAAGAGACGUCGACUGUCCGGAUCCGAGCUAGAAGAGGUGCCACAACCGCAAGGAUAUAUUGUUGAGCUUCUACCUCCAUUGCUGCAAGAGGAACUUUUCGCCAUUUUUUCCGUUGAGAGCUUGAUCCGCCUGUGGUACACUUCACCGGGGACGCGCGAAUCACUUGUCGCUUACUUCCGAACCCGCCGCUUCAAAGAUAGAAUGGUCGCGGACCUGGCGAGCUGUCCCGCUGAUCUUGCUCGGAAGAAUGAUAUGUCCAACCCAUGUCGGCGUUAUGGUGAUCUGUUGAAACUGAUGUCGAUUUCUGAACAUACCGAAGAUCGCAUCGAGUUACUUUGCGAAUACGUGGAAUAUGGAAUGAACAUUGCUCAUUUUCAACAAUGGGGAGCUGUUAUUACAUCGUUCUGCGACUACUGGGAUUUUGGACUCUGCAUCGGUCUGCUGAGGAAAGUGCUCAGCUGGCGUGAUGGGUGGAUACGCAAAGAGGUCGUCGCUGUGCUUGGGGACCCGCAUGGAGAAAACCCGGAUGCCGAGAUGCUAGUCAAUCAGAUCCUUCGGGACUUGUUUAUCGACCGAGAGUUCUGUGAUCGACAAUCUCAAGUUUUUUGGACGACAACUUUGCUUUACGAACUCUCGACGAAAGCCACCCGCGCCAAAUUACUUCUGAUUUUGUUCCAGACGCCGAAAAAGACCACUUCUGGGCGAGAAUUCCUGGACUGGCAGGAACUGUCGUCGUUGCCCUUCGCCACUCGACGAGAUGCGGAAACGGGCCUAUCGCGCUUAUCAGAAGCUUUUGAGCUCUUGCUGGACACCGAGUUGCUAUCAGGGAGCGGCGAUGGCCUGCUGACCCUUUCUACCGGCGAGGUGUUCAACUUGCUCGAAGAGACAACCACGACGCCCGCGCCAUGGUGUCUCGACAACUUUAUCGCGCUCCAUCUGGUAUCUCCGCGCCUUUUCGCCGUGAGCUGCCUCCCACGUCUCAAGAAUGGUCACUUUGAUGAAACAGCCGAGAUGUUGGCCAACAUCAGCUCGCUCGCCAUCAACUGGCGCUUCGACUACUGGGGGCAGUUCGGCACCCAUUUGGAGCAGUUGCUGAAAGCCAUGGAGCCCGAUGUCUGCAAGCAGCUUGUCGGAGCGAUAUAUAAGGCGAUGGGCAGCCUUGUCACGGAUGCAUUUCGAGAGGGGCGUGCCGCUCAAAUCAACCACGAGGUCGCCGCCCACACUAAGAUCUCUAUAUCACUGCAACGCAUCAUCAGCAAGCUUGUGAUU
Mesorhabditis spiculigera is the source of this 1368-nucleotide messenger RNA. The record is from the annotation of a GenBank genome assembly. NCBI's taxonomy places the organism in Eukaryota, Metazoa, Nematoda, Chromadorea, Rhabditida, Rhabditidae.